UACUAUAUCAACAGUUACCACCUUCCACCGCCCUUUCACCCUUUUAAUAUUUCCACCACCACCUUCUUACAUCAUCGUACCCAACAACAAACCAAACCACUCACUACACUUCACUUCAACAUGAACAACCCCAAUGAUGAAAAUGAGAACUCUUCCAUGGAGUUGGGUUCCGAAGCACUUUUUUCACCUGACAUGAUGGAGUUUGAAGCACUUUCGACCAUGAUGAUGAUGGAGGACUCGCCACCAAUUAGAGAUUCUGGUGGUGGUGGUGGUGCUGUGCAAGUUCAACCAAUGGAGUGUUUGCUAGAGAACCCUGUUCCUCCCUUUCUGUCAAAAACUUUCGACCUUGUGAAUGACCCAUCACUGGAUCCGAUUAUAUCAUGGAGCUCCACCGGUGGGAGCUUCAUUGUGUGGGACCCUUUGGAGUUUGCAAGAAUCGUCUUGCCAAGGAAUUUCAAACACAACAAUUUCUCCAGUUUUGUUCGCCAGCUCAAUACUUAUGGAUUCCGCAAGAUUGACACUGACAAAUGGGAGUUUUUUAAUGAAGCUUUCCAGCGUGGGAAGAAGCACUUACUGAAGAACAUCCAAAGGCGAAGAUCACCUCAAUCCCAACAAGUUGGUAGCUACAUUGGAUCUUCCACUGAUGCAGGAAAGCCUGGAGUUGAGGUUGAGAUAGAAAGACUUAAGAAGGAGAGGAGUAUGUUAAUGCAAGAGGUGAUUGAUUUGCAGCAACAACAACGAAGAACGCUUCACCAAGCAGGAGAACUGAAUCAAAGGCUCCAAUCUGCAGAGAAGAGGGAGAAACAAAUGGUUUCUUUCUUGGCCAAGUUACUUCAAAACCCUGACUUUAUAGACCGCCUUAAGCAUAAGAAGGAACAAAGAGAUAUAGAUUCUCCAAGAGUGAUAAGGAAGUUUGUCAAGCACCACCCACAUGAAAAAGGAACAGAAGAAACUCUCAUGUCUUAUGAAACUCCAGAACUAAAUCCAGUUUCCAUUGAACAGUCUCCUCACUACCUUUCACAGGUUUUGGCUAGAGAAAUGAGUGUAGGUGCAGAAAAUCUGACUUCUCAAAUUGAGAAUAUGGUAUCAGAUGAAUUGGCUUCAGUGCAUGGGAUUAUGUCAAAUCCAGAAAUUAUUGGAGAAGGAUCAUCUAACUUGGGACUUGAAGAUCCCCAUUUCAAAGGGAAAAAUGUCUUGAUCCCAAAUCAAGAAACUGUUCCAGAGUAUUUUGUUUCCUUCCCAGAUGACUUAACCAAGGAGAAAGGCUCUCCAGAUUUUUCACCUCUUGGAACUGAAAGCUUUAUGAAGCAAGAAGAUAUAUGGGACCCCAACUUCAAUGUUAGUGGUGCUACUUCAAGCUGUGUGAAUGAGCUUUGGGGCAGUCCUAUCAAUUAUGAAAUGCCAGAAUUUGGAGUCUCAAGUGCUAUGUCAGACAUAUGGGAUAUGGGUAAGUGGCCAGCUGAUGAAUCUCCUUGAUGAAACAGAUAGUCAAACUGCUCAGCCAAAAGAUUAUAGACCUAAGAGUGUCCAUCCAUAGGGCUUCUUCAUCUGCAUAUGCACUUAUUCUCCUGGGGUAUUACUACUGUGUUUCUAGUUCCUAGGGGUUAUUGAAUAAUUUGAUUUACAGAUAGUAUUCAUUCA
Molecule: messenger RNA, 1641 nt
Organism: Gastrolobium bilobum
Lineage: Eukaryota; Viridiplantae; Streptophyta; Magnoliopsida; Fabales; Fabaceae
Product: heat stress transcription factor A-3-like
Exons: 2
Coding region: 121-1476 (451 amino acids)
Biological process (GO): regulation of transcription by RNA polymerase II
Cellular component (GO): nucleus
Molecular function (GO): DNA-binding transcription factor activity; RNA polymerase II cis-regulatory region sequence-specific DNA binding
Source: RefSeq, a predicted model, not a curated record